AUGGAUAUUCCCCAACUGUCCACUCUCGGUUUACAAGAAAUUGUUCUUAGCAGAGCUACAGAAAAAUCAAAGGUAAUCAACGUUGAGCAAAAGAUGCUAGAAAAGAUUAUGACACCAAAACGGAAUGAAAGCGAAAACGAGACUGACAUGUUCCUUUUCAACAAUGAAAUGUUAUUUAAAGCCGACGUACGCAAUUUUGAGUUGUCAGAAGACAACAUCAGAAAAAUCAACACGCUGGAAGUUCAUUCUCUUAAGAUCAACUGCGAAACAAAUAAAUAUCAAGAUGAGCAUCAUUACAAUAUCAUCCGAUUGCUCGAAGACUGCUUAAAUUCAAAAAGUCGGGAACAAUUGGCCCACUUGAAUAUUGAAGGAUCUGUUCCAUUUCAAGCUACUUGGUUUCGUGAUAUUCUCGAAUUGUUUCCAAACUUGAAAAGUUUCGUGAGAGAGAAUGCAUUUCAUUUGUUUUUUCCACCACUCCCCUUUGCACACUUUCAACUCGUAUGCUUGGAUCUUUCAAAUAAUCGUAUGAGAUCACUGAAAGGAGUAUCACAACUCCCCAAUCUCGAAGUCCUGGUGAUGAGGCACACGCAACUUGAGAAUGCAUCUGAUUAUGAUGACUUGUUCCUCCUUUCAAAAUUGAAAUACCUAGAUGUUUCGAGAGCAACGAAACUGGAUGAAGAUGCCUGUCAUACUCUGGGUCAUUUGGUAGAACGAAACAUGUCAAUGGUGAGCCUGAAACAUAUUGACUGUGCCAAUCUCCGUCUCAACUAUAGAGUGCUUGCAACACUCUUGAGUCUGAAUCCGGCAAUAAACAGCAUCGUUCUCUACGGUAAGCAGAAACAUCAAAUUCUUUGUAGCACAAACCAACUUGCAGGCACUCUCAUUCACGACGCGCUUGAUCCAAAUGUGAAAGUUCUAGCAGCAUUUGAUUUGAAAUCAUCCGUGUCCUUGCUUGAUCACUAUUAUAGUUUGUCGCGAGAGACGAUGGUUCAAGAUGUUCUGAUGGAAAUUCGUGAAUUUUCUAACAUAUCCAUCUUGCUGAAAAUGUUCCGUCAACAUCUGGACAAAAUUUCAUCUACAAACAAAUAUGAGAUGAUCACAUUCCUGGUGAAAUCCAACUUGAAACCGAAAGAGUCUUUCUGUUACAUUGUUUCGCAAACAGAACUAUUAGAAAUACCGGAAUUGGACAAAGAGUUGCUGUUCAGAAAAUCUCUUGAACGGAUAGUCUACAUGUGGGGUUCGGAAAGUUAUGAUUUGCAAGAGUUCACAGCGAUUGUCGUAAUGAUGGAGUGUUCAAUCGAUUCUGCUUUAACGGACAUGUCGGAUGCCAUUCGGGAAAAGCUCUCAGUCAGAGCAUCUUUGAUGUCUUUGAAGCUGGGCGUGAUUCUCUAUCGUUUUUGUUUACUUCUCGACGUAGCGACAGAAGUGGAAGAGAUAGUCAUUCGAUAUCUGACAAUUUUGCGGACUAUUUAUGAAACCAUUGGAUGGCAAAUACCAUUGGUUCAGCUGUUAUUCGAAUCUUUGCCAAAAGCUCUGAAUCAUACUGCCACUGCAUGGGGAAUCCUCAAAAUGCUUUACCUCGCAUUGCCACAUAUUCACCGCAACGUUAUCCAACAAAACGCCACGUUUGAUCUUGCAUUGGUAUUACUAAAGCUCGUGUUCCAAGAUUAUUCGUAUUUUGAAGACAACGACGUGUUCUAUGAAAACGACGUCUCUUAUUUUGCAAUGUACUUGCUUUCCCGGAUGUUCCAUCCAAGGAUACUGAAAAGAUGGAAACGAGAUUUGGUGUUGAUAACAAUAAACUUUGUGGAAGCUUUCGAAUACGAGAGAUUUUUCAUUAUGUGGCUUAAACCAAAUGGUAUUAAAUGGCGCGAAGUCUCCAGCUGCCGAAAACCCGUUGUGAGAACUUUCAAGAUGUUGAAAUUCAAGCAAAUGCGGAUUAAAAAUAUGGAUGAUGUUUUCUGGAAAUAUGAACGAAAAUGGCAACACCAUUCUGCAUAUGGAAUAGCUGAAUUAGCAAUAGAUAUAUUUUCAUUUAUUAUCUUUUUAUCUCUUGUCUAUUGUUUUACUUUUAGUUUUUUUUUUUUUUUGUCAAUUUUUAAAUGUCACAUACGCAUUCUCUUCUCUCCAUCUAUUUAA
Molecule: messenger RNA, 2139 nt
Organism: Caenorhabditis briggsae
Lineage: Eukaryota; Metazoa; Nematoda; Chromadorea; Rhabditida; Rhabditidae
Exons: 7
Coding region: 1-2139 (712 amino acids)
Cellular component (GO): Cul2-RING ubiquitin ligase complex
Molecular function (GO): protein binding
Source: RefSeq, a predicted model, not a curated record